CAUUUGUGAUUAUUCGAAAGUUGCGAUGCAUUUGUUGGGUGUAUAUUCUCUCUUUUUUCGCUCCGGAGGUGUGUUCUUGUCUUACCUUGUGUAUGGUAUUUACCAAGAAAAAAUCACAAAAACCAAGUAUGGUCCUGGAAUGGAGUUAUUUGAUUUUUAUUUCUCUCUGUUGCUUUUCCAGUGCAUAAUAAAUUUCAUAUUUUCACGAAUAGCUCUCUGGUUUUGGCCAGAGUUAUCAGUUCCUUCCUUGCAGCAUAAGUUUGGCAUUUGUGGCUUUAGUUAUAUUACCGCAAUGUACACAAGUAACACAAGUCUUAAGUAUGUUACUUAUCCUACCCAGGUGAUAGGAAAAUCCAUCAAACCAAUUCCUGUGAUGCUUCUGAGUGUAUUGCUAGCCAAGCGGAGUUAUCCUUUGCAGAAAUACAUUUUUGUGACAAUGAUUUCGUUCGGUGUAGCAUUCUUCAUGCUCAGGGGGCAUUCAGCAGGAAAUUCCGCAAGCGAAUUCGGCUUUGGAGAGUGUCUCUUGAUAUCUUCGUUACUUCUCGAUGGUGUUACUGGCGGAGUCCAAGAAGACCUUAGAAAACACAAUGUCGGUUCCUACACUCUAAUGAUGCAUAUGAACUUUUGGUCUAUCAUCUAUUUAGUUCCAGUGACUGUGUUCUCUGGAGAAGUUUCGCCGUUUAUGGAAUUUAUCAAACGCCAUCCACAUAUUCUUUAUGAUAUGAGUAUUUUUGGCUUGACAAGUGCUGUUGGCCAGAUAUUUCUAUUUGGUUUGAUCACAAACUUCAGCCCAUUAACUUGUUCAAUUGUGACUACAACAAGAAAAUUUUUCACAGUUCUCUUCUCAAUUAUUGUCUUUGGUCAUAGUAUGACAACAUGCCAGUGGAUAGGGACGGUAUUAAUAUUUUCUGGCUUAUUACUUGAUCAGAUCUAUGGUAAAACACGUCCUAAACGGUCGUCCAACAACACAAAUAACAUCAAUGGGACAGUGAAUUCAGUUAAGAGUCAUAGAGAAUUAGGAAAGAAAAGUGAAUAAUAUGUUGCUUAUGCAAAAAUAUCAGAAUGUAACAAAUAUAUGAUUUUUCUUUUUAUAUUGAAUCCAAUUUAAUUGUUAUGUCUUCUUGUUAUAUAUUUUUUACUUUUGAAAUCCUAACUGAAUCUACGAUACAUUCGGUCACUAUUAGGAAUGGGUUCAGUUAGUGAAUAAUAUGAUAUUUAAAAUUAAUGAUCACCAGGGAGGACUAAGGAGAGACAUUAGUAUUUGUUUUGAAGCACUUUCAUGAGAUUAAAUCAUAUACUUAAGCAUAUUUUGACACAGGUAGAUUACACAUUUUCAUCAUUCAUCACUAAAAAGAGUCAAUAGAUAUAUGUUGCUUCUUUUGGAGCAUAUAAAUGAACUUCACUCACGUUCUAAUACGACUAGGUGCUUGUCUACCCUAGCCUGACAAUGAGACUGCAAAAUAUAUCUUUGGAGAGCUGGGUAGGCACUUAGUCGACCAUGAAGAGAACGUUCAUUCCUAUGUAGCCUGGGAUAAUCUGCAGCCUGCUGCAAAACUGGCAGUGAGCUCUGCUAGUAAUGUUUAACAAUGGACAGUGGUUUUCAAAAGUCUUUAGCAAAUUGAUUGAUACGUGGAAAUUCAUUACUAGAAGGUUCGAACGCAAUAAAAAACGAAAGAGACGUAAAUGCAAAUCAAUAAGAAGGUUAAGCAUACGUCGUGCGCAGUGGGAGGCAAAAAAAAGUAAAAAAAUGGAAUAUGAAAUGACGAUGGAUAACACAAGUCAACUGUUGAGAUUAUUCGGUCAAAAAGUCAGCUACUAGUGAAAAUCCCUGAAGAAACAAAAUUAUAGUCUAGUCUUGGAUCACAUGACUAAAGCGAUUGAAGGGAUAGUUUAUAGAACUGUCAAAAUGGUCUAAUUGUUCACUACCCAUCAAAAGUCUAAAUGAAAGACGUACAUUGGGUUUCUAAGCCCAUACAAGGUUAAAGAGGCCAUAGCUAACCUGAGAUGAGCAGAUACAAGCCAGGUCCUUAUGGUUUAGCCCUGGAAAUAUUUAGGGUCCUUAAUGGUCUGACUGGUAAAAUAGCUAGUUUGUUAUAUAGAAAUAAUUCUAUCAGAUUAGUCUCGAUCCGUGAUUGACAAACUUGCUCUUUUAUCUACAUAGAUGUUUCGAACAGCCGAAACCUAAAUGGGACAAUUUCAUUGUCUGUGUACUGAUCCAACAAAUUGUAGAUGAGCACUUAAUCUAUGUUUUGCUAUUUCUUCCCACCAUUUUACGUUUUUUUGUAAAGUAUAGAUGUUUUAUGAAUAAUUCUUUAUGCUACUUAGUUAUGUCUACUAGCUAUUUUGGAUCAGUAGUAUAAAAACAGAUGAUUUAAUAACUAGCUUUGGCGUGUACUACUGAUGUCGGCAGUUAUAAGUAGUAUGUAUCAUCAAUCGAAAAUUAAAUGCCUGGCAUCAGAAGGUUGAGAUCGAAGAAAAGUGAAUAAGAACAGAGAAUGAUUGGUGUGGAAGCGAAAGAACAACGAAGUCUGUGACAAUUGAUGAACAUUUUGCAAAUGAAGUAUUUACUGUAUAGUUCUCAGAUUUUACUGAGACGUUCUGUAAUUUUGCAUUCACAUACAUUCGAUUGUCCCCA
Molecule: messenger RNA, 2635 nt
Organism: Schistosoma guineensis
Lineage: Eukaryota; Metazoa; Platyhelminthes; Trematoda; Strigeidida; Schistosomatidae
Source: the annotation of a GenBank genome assembly